Messenger RNA from Gastrolobium bilobum, 2150 nucleotides. RefSeq names its product ankyrin repeat-containing protein At5g02620-like. NCBI's taxonomy places the organism in Eukaryota, Viridiplantae, Streptophyta, Magnoliopsida, Fabales, Fabaceae. Gene Ontology annotation, molecular function: protein phosphatase regulator activity; protein phosphatase 1 binding. The transcript has 4 exons. The coding region runs from base 362 to 2002 and encodes 546 amino acids. Gene Ontology annotation, cellular component: plasma membrane. The record is from RefSeq and is a predicted model, not a curated record.
UAUAUGUCUCUAUCCUGAAAGUUCCUUUCGUUACAGGGUGUCCUUAAAAGCUACCCUUAAAUCUCAAUGCUUUCAUGGUGGUAGACGAAGGACAACUCAACAAAGUGAGGUUCUUCCUUCAAAUUCAGUGCAAUGAUUCUGGAGGCUAGCAGAAGAAGUAUAAAAAUUUUCUGAAUAUUUUAUUAUUAUUUUUGGGUAAUGAUUUGAAUGAUCCUUUCCUUUGAGUUGCUUCAAGGAGAUGACAAUUAUUUGGUAUGAAAGAUGCUAGUGUUGAUCUGGGUUUUUGCUGGAAGAAAGAAAAGAAGGUUCUGAUAUACUAAUUAGAGUGAAAAAAGAGAGAUUUAUUAGGUUGGUGAAUCCAAUGGACACACCUACUGUGCAGCCACAAGCUGCACCUGCAAGCACCCUUAAGAAAAAAAUGACCAAACAGUUGACAGGAAAAAGGGAUGAUACACCUUUACAUUCUGCAGCAAGAACUGGAAAUCUUGCUGUCCUUAAGGACACACUUAAUGGUACUGAAGAGGGUGAACUGCGUGAGUUAUUGGCAAAGCAGAACCAAGCUGGAGAAACAGCACUUUAUGUUGCUGCAGAAUAUGGUUAUGUUGAUAUGGUUAGGGAGAUGAUUGGAUAUUAUGAUCUUGCUAAUGCUGGAAUCAAAGCAAGAAAUGGUUUUGAUGCACUCCAUAUUGCUGCCAAACAAGGGGAGUUAGAUGUACUGAAGAUCCUAAUGGAGGCUCAUCCUGAAUUGUCAAUGACUGUUGAUCCAUCCAACACCACGGCUUUGCACACAGCUGCAACACAAGGGUAUAUUGAGAUAGUGAAGUUUCUAUUACAAGCAGGUAGUAGCUUGGUUACCAUUGCUAGAAGUAAUGGGAAAACAGCUUUGCAUUCUGCUGCGAGAAAUGGUCAUGUGGAGGUUGUGAAAGCACUUCUGGAGAAGGAGCCUGGGGUUGUAACACGGACUGAUAAGAAGGGACAGACAGCACUUCACAUGGCAGUGAAGGGACAGAGUCUUGAGGUGGUAGAGGAGUUGAUAAAAGCAGAUCCCACUUCAGUAAACAUGCUUGAUAAUAAGGGUAACGCGGCAUUGCAUAUAGCAACCAGGAAGGGUAGAGCUCAGAUUGUUAAGUUGCUUCUUGGACAGAAGGAAACAGAUACCAAAGCGGUUAAUAGAUCUGGUGAAACUGCAUUAGACACAGCUGAGAAAACUGGGAACUCUGAAGUUAAAGACAUUCUACUGGAAUAUGGUGUUCAAAGUGCCAAAGCCUUAAAGGCUCAGCCAGCAACAGCUACAGCCCGUGAGUUGAAACAAACAGUAAGUGACAUAAAACAUGAAGUCCAUCACCAGUUGGAACACACACGCCAAACUAGAAAAAGUGUUCAAGGCAUUGCCAAACGUCUCAACAAAAUGCAUGCUGAAGGACUUAACAAUGCAAUAAACUCCACAAAUAUUGUUGCAGUCCUUAUUGCCACAGUUGCAUUUGCUGCUAUUUUCACAGUCCCUGGCCAAUUUGUUGAUGAUCCAACAGAUAUCCCAACAGGGAAGUCCCUUGGUGAAGCAAAUAUAGGCCCACAAGUUCCAUUUCUCAUUUUCUUUGUCUUUGAUUCCAUUGCCCUCUUCAUUUCUCUUGCUGUGGUGGUGGUGCAAACCUCGCUUGUUGUUAUAGAAAGCAAAGCAAAGAAGCAAAUGAUGGCCAUCAUUAACAAGCUAAUGUGGUUGGCUUGUGUACUUAUUUCGGUGGCUUUCUUGGCUUUGUCAUUUGUAGUGGUAGGAAAGGAUCAGAGGUGGCUUGCAAUUGGUGUAACAAUUAUAGGUGCAACUAUAAUGGCUACUACCUUGAGCCUUAUGUGUUACUGGGUCAUUAGGCAUCGCAUUGAGGCCUCAAAUUUGAGAAGCAUUCGGAAAUCUUCAAUGGGAAGCAGGUCAAGGUCUUUUUCAGUGUCUGCUAUGUCAGAUUCUGAGAUACUAAACAACGAGUAUAAGAGAAUGUAUGCUAUUUAGAAUUACUAAGCCUUGUUCUCUUUUUCACUUAGUCUUUUUUUUUUCCUUCUUCCACUGCUUGAUGGAUCUAUUUCCAACUAAAGUGAAACUUACCAAUGUAUAUCACAGAUUCAAAGAUUUGCCUUAUGUUAAAAAUAUGCCUAGUAGU